Messenger RNA from Perca fluviatilis (European perch), 2597 nucleotides. Its product is annotated as gastrula zinc finger protein XlCGF57.1-like. The transcript has a single exon. The coding region runs from base 2 to 1234 and encodes 410 amino acids. Lineage: Eukaryota; Metazoa; Chordata; Actinopteri; Perciformes; Percidae. Gene Ontology annotation, biological process: regulation of cytokine production; regulation of immune system process; negative regulation of transcription by RNA polymerase II. The record is from RefSeq and is a predicted model, not a curated record.
CAUGGAAACAGAAGCUGAUGGAGAGGACUGUGGAGGACCAGAACCAGCCAGGAACUCACAUCCACUUUUACAACCAGAGACUGAAGACCAGACUGGAGAUUCUUCUGAACCUGAAACUGAUGCCAGUGCUGAUUGGAAGGAGACCAGAGAACCUCAGUCAGCUUUAAACUCUCUGAAACAUGAUUCAAGAUGUAAGAAACCAUUCAGCUGCUCUGAGUGUGGGAAAAGAUUUGUCCUCAAGUCAAAUCUGAAGACACAUACGAGAGUCCACACAGAAGAGAAGCCUUUUACCUGCUCAGUUUGUAAUAAAUCCUUUACAGUGAGUGAACAUUUACAGUCACACAUGAGAACUCACACAGGAGAAAAACCUUUCAGCUGCUCAGUCUGUAAGAAGUCUUUUACACAGAGAGGAAACUUAUGGUCACACAUGAGAAUCCACACAAGAGAGAAGCCUUUUAGCUGCUCUGAGUGUGGUAAGGCUUUCACUGUUAGUGUAACCUUGAAGAAACACAUGAGAACUCACACAGGAGAAAAACGUUUUAGCUGCUCUGAGUGUGGGAGAAGAUUUGGCCUCAAGUCAAAUCUGAAGCAACACAUGCUAAUUCAUACAGGAAAAAAACCUUUCAGCUGCUCAAUUUGUGAUAACAAAUUUGUCCUCAAGUCAUCUUUGAAGACACACAUGAAAACUCACACAGGAGAAAGACCUUUUAGCUGCUCUGAUUGUCAGAAAUAUUUUGCACAUGGUUCAAAUUUACGAAAACACCUGAGAAUCCACACAGGAGAAAAACCUUUUAGCUGCUCUGAGUGUGAUAAAGCUUUCACUGUAAGUGGAAACCUGAAGAACCACAUGCUGACUCAUUCUGGAGAAAAACCUUUCAGCUGCUCAGUCUGUAAGAAAUCUUUUACACAGAGUGGAUCUUUAAAGAUACACAUGAGAAUCCACACAGGAGAAAAAUCUUUUAGCUGCAGUGUUUGUAAAAAAUCUUUUACACAGAGAGGAACUUUACGGUUACACAUGGCAGUCCACACAGGAGAGAAAAGAUUCAGCUGCAGUGUUUGUAACAAAAGAUUUGCCCAGCAGUGUAAUCUCAAAAAACAUAAAUGUGUUGGUCCGAUGGAAACAGAAGCUGAUGGAGAGGACUGUGGAGGACCAGAACCAGCCAGGAACUCACAUCCACUUUUACAACCAGAGACUGGAGACUCUUCUGAACCUGAUACUGAUAACAUGGAAUAACAUUUGUGCCUUAAAGUCCAAGUAAAACUUCUGAAGUAUCAAACAAAAAUCUCUGUAUCAACAUCUAGAUAGAAGACAUUAUAUUGUGUGGUAGAAAAAUGUACUCUUAUCUUAAAUAUUGUAUUAUAUAUUGUUUUGUCUUGUAAUGUCUGUCAUAUAUCAAUUAUAAUACAAAAUAUCAGACAAAUGUAACCACCCAAUAUUUUAUAGGGCCCACACAUAUAUUCACUUCUUUCUAAGUAACGUAUGUUUAGCAAGAUUCACUAUUAAUCAUGUAUCAAUAUGGGAGUUUAUUCAACAUUUACAUGAGCAUACCAAAAUUGCAUGACAAAAACAGAAGACUGCUCUUAUACUUGACUUAUGGGGAAAAUAUGUACAAAUACAAAUAUGUCAAAUUUGUGCAAGCUGGGGUUUGCAGUGAACCCAAAGAAACCCAACCUCUCCCAUCUCUUUCUGUUCUCUUAAUCAUCCUGCCAUGGAAUUAGCCAUGGUCUGGUGGAUUUUUGUGCAGAAUUUUGCAUCCCUGUGGAAAUCAGAAAAGUAUUGUUUUCAUCUUCUAAAGCUGACAGAUAGAAAUGAGACUUAGGUUUACUUAUUAUAUAUUUAAGUACUUUAAAACGUUAAUAUAUUGUAAACUCCAUGAAUGAGCCUUUCUUUGAUGUCAUUGCCAUUGUCAUUGUUCCAAGAGAGAGCCAAGUAGGCCGACAGUCCUUACGUCUGGCUGGGACUGCGCUACACCUCACCUGCACUCUGGAUUUCUGGUUCUGAGUCAGUGACGAGGUGGUCUGUUAUAAGAACUGGGACUCACAAAAGAUGGAUGAUGACUGUGACAUGUCUGGAGCCAUGGACAGAGGAGGACAACAUAAGUGGUUCAAAAAGAUUGACAAUGAGGAGUUUAAUUUCAUCUGUUCUAAAUAAAAACCCUCUACUCACUGGUAGCUGGCGUUUUAAUUAUUUACUCACUUUGUUUGCAGUGGUGUGACGUUGACACCAUAUCUGUCUGCUGGGUUUAUUGAAUGGCGUUCUGGGAAAUAUAGGAAUCACAACCAAAGGGGAGGAGAUAUGAAAUUACUAAGACUUUCUAACAGCAGAUUUUAAAUUGAGGGAAGAUUACUAAGGAUGUGAUCCUGUAACAGGUUUUUCUGUCUCCUGAUUCUGGUUCAGCUGAAUGAUCACUAUUUGUUAUUUCCUAUAGUUAUGUUUGUUUCUCUUAAAGUGUGAAUCCUUUUUUUCAAGUUCUGGUGAAUAUUUGAUGAUUGUUAUAUCAUGUAAAAUCUGUGUAUCCAACUUUGGGGGGAUUUUUGGGAGUUUUAUGUUGACAAUUAAUUGCUUUCUCUGAGGCUGAAUAAACUGUUAAACUACA